UAAACUCUCUGAAACAUGAUUCAACCUGUAAGAAAACAUUCAGCUGCUCUGAGUGUGGGAGGAGCUUUGGGACCAAGCAACAGCUGAAGAGUCACAUGAGAACUCAUACAGGAGAAAAACCUUUCAGUUGCUCUGAGUGUGGGAAAAGAUUUGGCCAGAGGACAGAUCUGAAGAGACACAUGAUAACUCAUACAGGAGAAAAACCUUUUAGCUGCUCUAAGUGUGGGAAAAGAUUUGGCCACAGGGCAGAUCUGAAGAGACACAUGAUAACUCACACAGGGAAACUUUUCAGCUGCUCAGUCUGUAAGAAGUCUUUUACGCAUAGUGGAAGUUUAAAAAAACACAUGAGAAUCCACACAGGAGAGAACUCUUUAAGCUGCUCUGAGUGUGGUAAAGCUUUCAUUGAUAGUGGAACCCUGAAGAUACACAUGUUAACUCACACAGGAGAAAAACCUUUUAGCUGUUCAGUUUGUAAGAAAUCGUUUACACAGAGAGGAAAUUUACGGUCACACAUGAGAACUCACACAGGAGAAAAACCUUUCAGCUGCUCAGUUUGUAAGAAAUCUUUUACACAUAGUGGAGAUUUACAGAAACACAUGAGAACCCACAGAGGAGAAAAACCUUUCAGCUGCUCUGAAUGUGGUAAAGCUUUCACUGAAAGUGGAACCCUGAAGAUACACAUGUUAACUCACACAGGAGAAAAACCUUUCAGCUGUUCAGUUUGUAAGAAAUCUUUUACACAGAGAGGAAAUUUACGGUCACACAUGAGAACUCACACAGGAGAAAAACCUUUUAGCUGCUCAGUUUGUAAGAAAUCUUUUACACAAAGUGAUCAUUUACGGUCACACAUAAGCUAUCACACGGGAGAAAGAAGAUUCAGCUGCAGGGUUUGUAACAAAAGAUUUGUGUGGCGUUCUGAUGUUAAAACACAUAAAUGUGUUGGUCCGAUGGAAACAGAAGCUGAUGGAGAGGACUGUGGAGAACGACAAAAGCCAGGUUGUUAAUAAAGAGGAGUGUGUGUGUGUCUGUCUGUCUGUCUGUCUGUCUGUCUGUCUGUCUGUGUGUGUGUGUGUGUGUGUGUGUGUGUGUGUGUGUGUGUGUGUGUGUGCUGAUCCCCAGUUAGCGCUGCAACAGUGCUAAUCGGGAAAAUAGAUAACGUCUUUGUCGGGACUGUGCAUGAUCUGGCCAUGAGGAAAGACAUUUGUACUGUACGUUGCCAUAGUAAUCCACUGAGUAAAUGUUUGUACCAAAAUGUUUCUGUUGUUCAGCCUUCAUUCUGGUAAAGCUGCAGCUAAAAUUUUUAUCAAAUCGAGGAUUUGGAGAAUGAUGACACCCCUACAGUAGAGUGAUGGCAGGCCAUUUUAUUUACCACGAAAACAGCACACUGCCAACCACAUAGCCUAUACAGCCAAGUAGUAGGACUAUCAAAACCUGGCCUGACACUGCCCUGUCCCAGCUCCAGGACUGCUUCCAAUAAGGACAUAAGCCCUUACA
This is a messenger RNA of Perca flavescens (yellow perch), 1494 nucleotides long. RefSeq names its product gastrula zinc finger protein XlCGF17.1-like. Gene Ontology annotation, molecular function: RNA polymerase II cis-regulatory region sequence-specific DNA binding; DNA-binding transcription factor activity, RNA polymerase II-specific. The record is from RefSeq and is a predicted model, not a curated record. Lineage: Eukaryota; Metazoa; Chordata; Actinopteri; Perciformes; Percidae. Gene Ontology annotation, biological process: regulation of transcription by RNA polymerase II.